AUGGCAGCGCCGUCCAGGACCACAUGCGGGCUCAUGGAGCGCUCCGUCCGGGAGCGGGUCCCGCCGCUGCUCACCGACCUCUACCAGUUUACCAUGGCGUACGCGUACUGGCGGGCCGGCCGGCACCAGGAGCCCGCCGUGUUCGAGCUCUUCUUCAGGGACAACCCUUUCGGCGGCGGCUUCUCUCUUUUCGCAGGUCUGCACGACUGUCUGCUGUUCCUGCGCAGCUUUCGCUUCUCCGACGAAGAUGUAGAGUUCCUGCGUUCAGUCCUGCCUCCGGCCACCGACCCAGCCUUCUUCCAGUUCCUCCGAGACCUUGACUGUUCUGGUGUAACGCUCCGCUCCGUCCCAGAGGGCACCGUGGUGUUUGCCAGGGUGCCUCUGAUGGAGGUGGCAGGUCCACUGGCUGUGGUUCAGCUUCUCGAGACCAGUUUACUGUGUCUUGUCAACUACGCCAGUCUGGUGUGCAGCAACGCUGCCCGUUUCCGCCUGGCAGCCGGCCCCAGGAGGAAGCUACUGGAGAUGGGCCUCAGGAGGGCUCAGGGACCAGAUGGAGGACUCACCGCCUCACGAUACACACACAUUGGAGGGUUUGAUCUCACCAGUAAUGUUCAGGCUGGUUUUCUGUUCGGGAUCCCUGUCGCAGGAACCAUGGCACACUCAUACGUCACUUCCUUUACCUCCCUGGAGGAGGUGUGGCCACAAACCCUUGUGGCAGUGAACGGGGAUCCCGAGCCAGUCGAUGUGAUUUCUCUAACAAAAGGCUGGCUGAGUCGCGUGUGUGAGCUGCUGGGAGCAGAGCCUGGGAAGAUCCGUGAGGGCGAGUUGGCUGCUUUUUUGUCUUAUGCCAUCGCCUACCCUCAGAACUUCCUCCCUGUGAUUGACAGCUACAGUGUUGGCUGUAGCGGCCUGUUGAACUUCUGCGCUGUGGCUUUAGCACUGUGUGAACUCGGCCACAGACCUGUAGGAGUUCGUCUGGACAGUGGGGACCUUUGCAGGCAGUCUGUUGAUGUCCGUCGUGUUUUCAGACUCUGCAGUGAGCAUUUCUCCAUUCCUGCUUUUGAUUCUCUGAUCAUCGUUGGGACCAACAACAUCUCAGAGCAAAGCAUGGCUGAGCUCAACAAGAAGGAGAAUGAGAUCAAUGUGGUUGGUGUUGGAACACAUCUAGUCACAUGCACAAAACAACCCUCACUGGGCUGUGUGUAUAAGCUGGUGGAGGUGAGAGGAAGGCCCAGGAUGAAGAUCAGUGAGGAUCCAGAGAAAAGCACUGUUCCUGGGAGAAAAGCUGUCUACCGGCUAAUGGACGCCGACGACCAUCCUUUUUUGGACCUGCUGUGUCUGGCAGUGGAGACUCCUCCAGAGGCAGGACUCCCGCUGAGCUGCUACCCUCUGGGGUGUGAUAACUCCGCUGUCUCCAUCACUCCAGCUCAAGUCACCUGUCUGCGUCAGGAAGUGUUCACGAAAGGACAGGUCACGCAGCCUCUGUGCAGUGCUGCAGAAACUAGAGCAAAGGUCCAGAGCUCCCUCCAAGCUCUGCACCCUCGACACAAGAGGCUGCAGGAGCCAGACUCUUACACAGUGGCACUGUCAGAGAAACUCCACAACUUGGUCACAGAGCUCCAAAGAGGCAGCAGCAACGACAGCAACUUUCUGUUAGCCAACUAAAGAUUAUCUUGCACAGCACUUGUUUUUUUUGUUUUGUUUUUUUGUCUUUUUAUUGACAUUGUUUUCCAAAGUGCCUCACAGUAAAAGAGUGAAUGUGUUUGUAGAGCAUGGUCCUCAUGAACCCCAACAGUGUUAAUGCCAUGCACUUCAAAUACAGGCAAUCACAGCUGUGUUGUGGCCUGUGUCUUUCAGAUCUGAUGUCUGUAAAACAGGGUUAAAAUGAGAACUACUGAAGGAGUUUGGUCUGUCGGAAAGCCCUGCAGGAACAAGUAAAUUAUAACUAAGUCGUCAUGCAGUUUUAUGUGUUUUUUACAGCUGAUAGCUAGGAGGGUUUCUCAAAAAAAAUAACUUUCAAACAGAAGAUGCACAACGGAGAUUGUACUGCUACAAAUCAAAAGAUACAAGUGCAACCCAGUUUUAUGAUGAAAUAUUUGAAUUUACAAACUGGCACUAGACAAAAUUAAUCCAAGUCUGUUAUGUUUCUUGAUUCUAAAAUAUAUUUGCAAACAGUAGUUUGAGGAGAUGCACUCAUUACCUUAUUCUUGACCUUUCAACCACACAGUGUGACCGUCUUGAGCGGAUGACCAGGGAAUGACCCACAUGAAGUUAAUGCUUAGUUAAACCCUGUGCUGAGGAGAACAGUGGGAUGUGGUUGGAAACCAGAAAAUGAGUGAUAUCUGUAAACUUUGGAGUAAAUCAGGCUUAUAUCUGUGUUUAUUUCACUUGUAUGUCAAACUCUCUAAAUGUGUAUGCGAACAUACCUCACAUAUACAUAUAUGAAAAAUGACAAGAAAUUCCAGAUUGUUCAUUUUAAAAUUGAAGUGGUCAUUUGAGAAGCUGAGGAAUUUUGACCCUGCAGUAUUUUUGUUCUCUUAUCCUUCACAUUCUUCUUUAGUGCUUUAGUUUGUGAAUAGGGAUAAUUUUCUUAACCUAAGCUACAUAAAUCAGUACUUUUUAAAUUAACAUCCAAUCACGUAACUGAAAGUAGAGGAGAUUCUGAUGAAUUUAUUGAGAACAAUAAAAUCUGCAGCCUAUUUUCGCUUCCUGCAGCUAAAGAGCCAGAUAUUUUUCUGAGGAGUUGGUGGAGAACAAAUCAGAGCUUAAAGGGCUCAAAUGCAUCAGCUGAAACCAAACCUGACUUCUAGUGAAUUAUUAUGUUGCUGUAUAGCUGCUGGAUGUGUAAAUAAGCAGUUGGUUGCUAACAAAGUAGCCAGAAUAACGCUCUGAUCAUAUGCGGUGCUGUGACUUUUACCUUGUUUUGAGUUCUGCCUCCUAGUGACCAAAAUUUUAAUUUAAUUAAUACAAACCUAAAUUUCUGUCAGUAUUCUUUAUUUUUACCUCUUUGUCCUCAUGAACUUGUAUUAAACUUGGUCAUGACUUCACAAUA
This is a messenger RNA of Stegastes partitus (bicolor damselfish), 3052 nucleotides long. RefSeq names its product nicotinate phosphoribosyltransferase (gene naprt). Gene Ontology annotation, molecular function: nicotinate phosphoribosyltransferase activity. The record is from RefSeq and is a predicted model, not a curated record. Gene Ontology annotation, cellular component: cytosol. NCBI's taxonomy places the organism in Eukaryota, Metazoa, Chordata, Actinopteri, Pomacentridae. The transcript is spliced from 13 exons. Gene Ontology annotation, biological process: NAD+ biosynthetic process via the salvage pathway. The coding region runs from base 1 to 1665 and encodes 554 amino acids.